AUGAGCUCUCUCGGCGUCGGCACGGCCUCCUCGCCCAUCUUGAUCGACGACGACUCGGACACAGAAGUAGAGGCGCAGGUGCUCCCCGUGCCACACCCGCAGCCGCAGCCCCAGUUGGAACUCAGCAGCAGCACUGUCAAUAAACGCCCACGUGCACCUACAACGCCUCGCGCUCCUCGCGCGAUGGAGGAGAGGCGCAAGGGAAAGAAGAUAGCAAGCGAUACUGUCGGCUUUCAGAUGCUUAUGCGUAUGGGUUACGAACCUGGCAAAGGUCUUGGGCUCGAGCUUGAGGGUCCUUCUGAGCCGCUGGCACCGGAACAUCGGCCAGUAUUCAAUAAGCUUGGUCUCGGAGGCGUGCACAAGCAGUCACCAACACCGUCGUCUGCGCCCGAGCUUGAACAAGGUACGAACGUAGAGAAACCACUGACGAAGAAACAGCGUAAGCUCGCGGCGCAGGCGGAGCGUCUUGCUCAGGCAAGGGGCCAACUGCAAGCUGGGCCGUCAAAGCUGAAGACGACCCCUCGAGCACCCAGAGCCAUGACCAGGCCGCCUUUGCCCGACAUGGACUCCAUCCCCACUGCGCCAAAUCAGCAGGAUGAAACGCAGAUCGACGAUCAGGAUGCAACGUUCUUCAUGCAACAACCCGCUACGUUCUUCCCGAACUCUCAGGCCGCGAUGCAGAUGCAGAUGGCGCAGAUGGGAAUGGGCAUGGGCAUGCCGUUCUUCCAGCCCAUGUUUGACCCAAUGCUUGGGUUCCCUAUGGACGCAGCCUUCCUGGCCGCCCACCAAGGCAUGGCUUUCAAUCCCAACUUCUUCGCCGAUCCAUUCAACGCUCCAAUGCCGCCUUCGCCCGCCCUUCCGACAGAACCUCGCGCAGCUCGCAAUAAGGCCGCCAACACGCAGAAGCCGCCUUCGCCGUCUUCCAACGCAGCUUCUUCGUCCAAAUCUGGAAAGGAGCCUGCCGCUGUGCCCGAUAGGAGUGUCGAGCAUAUCAUACGUGGCAUAACGUACCGUCCUUCCCUCGGGCCUAUCGGCGUGCGCAUCCAAGCGUCUCCUGACACCGACUACUCCACGCGUAACGGCGGCGUCCCAGGAUGCUUUCAGUACUACCCGGAGUUGACCUUCAAGGCGGACCCGAACCGUACGAUCGUGCUCGAGACGAUGCCUCGAAAGCUUCGCACGAUCGACUUUGUCGAGCGCUGGGUGGCCCAAUUCGCAGGAGAUGAUCCACCGGUCAAGGCGUCCCAGAUACUCUUGCGUGAUACGAAGGCGCUUGUGGAGUUCACCGCUGAAGCUGGUGCUGCGCGGGCUUUUGCGAGUCCGCGUAUGAAUGGCAAUGGCGGUCAGCCUGGUAUUCGCGCGUACGCGUACCUCCGACCUGGAGAGAAACCGCGCGAACCACCAUUUAUCCAGAUCGCGAUUGCGAGUCCGCAGUGGAAGGAUGUCAUCACGCCGCGCGAUGUACUGCUACGACUGUCUGACCCAACGCGCCCGGCUUCGAAGCUUUUUGGGCCAGAGGACGAGGACGUCAGUCGACAGCUGGCUGCGAGGAGAGAGAAGGGCAAGCAGAAGGAGGUUCCACAAGCUCACGUCGAAGUUCAGGUCAACGACGAUCUCGAGGAAGGGGAGUUGGUUGAGACUUCGACGGCGCCAGCUCUUCCAGCACAACCACGCGCAGCGCCCUUAUCCUCAACCACACCCACCGCGCCAAAGAACAAUGCCAAACGCUCCGCUCGGAUGAAGCUCGACAAUAGAUCCUUGGGCGGCGAGACAGUGGCCUCUACUUCAGGGGCCAAUCGAGACCCCGUGCCAUUGUCUACAGUCUCGGUUCAGGAUAGCGCUGCAUAUGAGGCCGCGCUCCGUAGUCGCAUCAAGACACGCGCCUUAAAGCGGACCCGAGACGACGCGUUUGGUCCUCAACCACCACCAUCACGAUCCGCCACCCUCCCAUCGCUACCUCCACCCCUUGCGCCUGCUGUACUGCCGCUUAAACCUGCUGCAAUCAUCUCUUCUUCUGCAUCAUCUUCUCGCUCAACGUCGACACCUGCUCUUACACCGACAUCUGCAACCUUCAGCGCUCCAUACAUCCCUAGCACCCCCAGCACUUUCGCUACCGAAUCUGCAUCCGUCGCCUUACCUUCCACUCUCAUCACCAUGGACGCCGAAGCUUUUCUCAUGGAUACUCUCCGCGAUGCCAAGCGGCAGCGCGUGCUCCCUCAAGAGCCGCGCGAGGCUUUCGCCUUCCACUGUGCGCGGCGCGAUGCGCUGCUCAGCGAGUUCAACGCGGUCAUGGCGAAGCAAACCACCGCAACUGAUCGCGAGAACAAGCGCGCGCUUAGCGCGCAUCUGAAGGAGAUCAUGGCGGAUCUCGAGAUCACACGUAAGGCCGUGAACGAGGCGAAGGCUCUGGUAGACGCGCUCAACGCUACACCGACCCGGACACCGGCUCCGCCCUCUCCUAUGGCUCAGCGGCGCGUAAGCCCGCCAUCCCGCAUUUCCAUGUCUCCUCAGCCGGGCCACAACAUCAACAAUAUCGUCGGGGAUGUACUGCCGACGCCGACCCCAGGCUGCUUGUUCCCGAAUCCCACCGAUGAUUCGCGGGCUGGUUUGGCUGUGCCUUCGCAAGUACUCUCUCACUGCUUUACUACGACGUUCAUCUCCAUUUCAGACAUCGGUUCUCUUUGCGUCGUUAGAUACACAAGGUUCUACUCACUACAUCUGUCCAUCUGUACUAUCAACACACACUCAUUCCUUUCAUUGUUCCGUUACGUUUCACAUGUUCUGCUCAUUGCUCUCUAG
Messenger RNA from Peniophora sp. CBMAI 1063, 2799 nucleotides. Lineage: Eukaryota; Fungi; Basidiomycota; Agaricomycetes; Russulales; Peniophoraceae. The record is from the annotation of a GenBank genome assembly.